AGAAGGUCAUAGCUGUCAUUUGGGACUUUCGGCUUUUUCAUGUUUGUGACAACAACUGAAGCUGAACUCCCAAGAGUCCUAAAUAUCUAAUGGAGGGGGCUUCAAGUUCGGAAAGACAAGCUCACCUGCGGUUAGUUGAUGCGUUUCUGUACACUUUUACAAGUUGAACUCCAAUGCGAGACUCAUUCUUUUGAUUGCAUAAAACAUGAAUUUAGUCGUAUUCCUUUUUAUACAUGGACAAAACCAUAGUAGCUGAGACUUGCAAACUUGGUGACCAGAGCACCAGUGACACUAUCAUAUGCUUGAAAAAUAGAGAAGGAAGACCUGAAUGUUUCUACUGUCACUCCUCCAUCCUCAUAAAUAGGAGCAAAUUCUUUGCCAGUCAGCUAUCCCAUCCAGGCUCUAGCACUUGCAUUGAUAUUCACUGCUCAGAGUUUGACUAUGAUGACCAUGUUAAUCUUUUGAGGCUGCUGUAUCUCUCUCGAGACUCGAUUCUGGAGUCCUUGGGCUCUGUUAGAUCUGCAAUUGGUAUUCUGCAAGCGGCUGUCGCCUUGCAUUGUGAAGAAAUCGCAAAGAGCUGCAUCCAAUACUUGGAGGCGGUUCCUUGGGAGGACAAGGAAGAGGAACAAAUUUUGAAAGCAGUCACUAAAUUGGGUCCAAUAGCCAUGCCCAUAUUAGCCAGGAUCCAACCUGCUGAAUUAAGUGCCACAAAAAAUGUUUUUGUUUCUGCAGUUCGCUUCGCCAUGUCCAUUGGCGGAUCAUAUCCUCCCUUUGGAGAUGAGCUCAAGACUUCUGCUCAAGAACAAGUUGAAUACAUGCUGGCAGAAGAUGAAGAUACGCCAUUAGUUACAGCAGAUCAUGAAGUAAAAUCAGUAGUAAGAGUUGGUCUUUCCAAGCUUUGUUCUUCAUUUGAAAAUGAGUUGUCCUCCCUGCUUUCGGAGUCUGACCUUGCAUGUGAGACAGCAGAGGAUAAAAUUUUGCAGACCUUAUCAGAUAUUGAGUGGAUGUGUAACAUACUUCCCAAGAUGGACUUAAUGAAGGACUUUGUGUCAAAGUGGGCUGAAAUCUCUGCUAGUGUUUUGGGGAUCAUGGAAGACAAGAAACUUGAUUUUAUUUUGUGGGGUUUGAAAGUAAAGUUGAUAGAAGUGACUGUUAAAGUCUUGGAAGCAGUUGGCUAUGGCAAUGUGAUUGUUCCGGCACCGUGCCGGGUGCAGCUGCUAAAGACAUGGCUCCCUUAUAUAAGAAAGAUGAAGCCUCUCUUGGAUUCAAAGGGCAAUGAAGAGACCAGUUUUCCUUACAAGAUGAAUGAAGACCUGUGUCAGAGCAUCGAGGGUGCAAUAGUCUCAUUGAUUCUGGCAUUGCCAUCAAAUGAUCAGGCUGAUAUUCUGGCAGACUGGAUGAAAACCCAGCAACUUCUUCGGUUUCCCGACUUGACGGAGGCUUUUGAGGUCUGGUGUUACAGAACCAAGUCUGCAAAGAGAAGAUUAGUGCAGGGCUUAGACAGUGUUACCAAUGCCACUGUUAGCCUUUGAAUUCUCUCUGCAGCGUUUUGUGCUGUAAUUUGUUUAUGAAAUGGGAUGGAUGGUGAUGAUUCUAUUCUUGUAUUUUGACAGAAUUACGCUCUAUUUGAAAUUUUUUAUUUUGUUCA
Molecule: messenger RNA, 1648 nt
Organism: Alnus glutinosa
Lineage: Eukaryota; Viridiplantae; Streptophyta; Magnoliopsida; Fagales; Betulaceae
Product: BTB/POZ domain-containing protein At3g05675-like
Exons: 2
Coding region: 234-1532 (432 amino acids)
Molecular function (GO): protein binding
Source: RefSeq, a predicted model, not a curated record